AGAAGCGGGGCGGCAGCGGGGAGAAGUGAAGUAAAAGUCGAAGGGAAGGGAAGGGAAGGGGGGGAUAUUGGACGCAUCGCCUCUGCUUUGUAGUCCUGCCAAUUCUGAACUUGGUGAGAGUUGCUUGUUUGGCACUGCUCCUGCUGUUACAACUUGGAAAGGUUCUGGGUCUCUGCACUUUAGGCCAUGGCGAGUCGGGCAGGCGCGGCUCGAUCCAAUGGACCAGCCACUGGAAACAAAAUCUGUCAAUUUAAGUUGGUUCUCCUGGGCGAGUCAGCAGUCGGGAAAUCCAGUCUUGUGUUGCGCUUUGUGAAAGGGCAGUUUCAUGAAUUCCAGGAAAGCACAAUUGGAGCUGCCUUUCUAACACAGACAGUCUGUUUGGAUGACACAACAGUUAAAUUUGAGAUCUGGGACACUGCUGGGCAAGAGAGAUAUCAUAGCUUGGCACCAAUGUACUACAGAGGAGCACAAGCUGCUAUUGUGGUCUACGACAUAACCAACACAGACACCUUUGCACGAGCCAAGAACUGGGUAAAAGAACUGCAGAGACAAGCUAGUCCAAACAUAGUGAUUGCAUUAGCUGGUAACAAGGCUGACCUUGCAAAUAAGAGAGCUGUGGAAUUUCAAGAAGCGCAAGCAUAUGCAGAAGACAACAGCUUGCUGUUCAUGGAGACAUCAGCAAAGACUGCAAUGAAUGUGAAUGAAAUAUUUAUGGCCAUAGCUAAAAAGCUGCCGAAGAAUGAACCUCAGAAUGCAGGUGGAACCUCAGGCCGAACCAGGGGCGUGGACCUCCAGGAGACCAGUCCGCAGAGUCGGAGCCAGUGCUGCAGUAAUUAAACUGGCAACUGGCAGGUCUCUUCACAGAAUCCCGACCGGAAUCCCCUUUACCACUCGCACUUACCGCAAGAGCGGCUGCAGGUCGCAUUGAUUCUUCGCACCACUCCAAUCAGAUGGGAGGAAAUUCGCAACACUUUCCAUAUAAAAAAUUUUAAGUCUUAAAUCACUUUUUAAUAUGAACCUUUUGCUCUUCCCUUCUAAUUCCGGUGGCGGACGCAUGUACCAGUUAUUUUGACCCAACUUUUUCUGGGCGAUUCCUUCAUUUUCAGACUCUGCAAUCUUGUAUAAUAUUCUGGAGAGAAAAGAUUUAAAAAAAAUAGAUUAGGUGUCUUUUUGUGAAACAUCUUCCUAAAGAACUACUCAUAUAGUACACAAACCAUCCAAUAAAUGUAACAAAUAUUAAUUUAACAUGGGAAUCAGCGGUUAAAUGCUCGUGGUUCUGACCAAAUCUCAAUUAUGAAUUUUGAAAAGGAUUUCUGUAUUUGUAAUGUAAGUUUUCUUUACCAUGUACUCAAUCAGUAGACCAUUAUGUCCAUACAGCACCUUCCAAUAUGCCUACUUUGCUCUUCCUCUUUGUGUUCAGAAAGCAUGGAGUUUUCCUUUGGUUUUUAGUGUAAUGCACUAUUCUGUUCAGAUGUUUUCAAUAACUUGUAAAUUUUGAUGUCCUUGAAAGUGAUGUGAUGUCACUAAUGUCGGUAAUUACAAUCUUACACUGCUCUGAUUUGUGGAGCUUGUUCAGUCUGCUAUGACUGUUGGCAGUGAAAGACCGAGCUUGCGUGUGUGAGGAGCACUAGUCUGUAUUACAAAAAAAAAUCUGUAAUUUGACAAAUAAAAAUAGCGGGAGGUAUCAAUUAAUUCCAGUUUGUAUUUGUUCUGUAAGGGUAAGAGUGUAUACAGCGUUUUAAUUACCGACCCCCUUAGUGUUGCAUUACACAAGUGGCAAUUAACCAACAGUAUCUUUUAUGUAUUGAAGUAUUAAUUUGACAACUUUACAAAUGCGUAUGGUGGAACUAAUUCUUAUAACAAUUUGAUAUAAAGUAUGCUUCAAGUACAGUAUUGCACACUGGAAAUGUUAAUAGCAUCUUCAGAUGUUGCUGCCAGCUAGCUUGAGAUAAAAUGCCUAAUGUGACAAGUUUUAGAAUGUAAAAGGGUGAGAAUGAUUUGGUUUUUUUAAAAAAAACUGGUAGUGAUAAUGAAAUUUCAUUGUUUUCCACGUGUGAUUUCAUUUUCACUAACUUCUAAGUACAAUGCAGGAUUCAUUCAGUGACUGGUACCUUGCAAUAAUAAUUGCAACAUAAUUUCAAUCUGUAGUUUUCAUCACUGUAUCCUACUGGUAUCAAAUGUGGACCUGUACACACUACUGUGCAACAGCCUUUUAACAUUCUGGAACUAAGGCACGUUUUGAUAGCUGAGCACUAGUGGUUUAGCAGCCCACAAAUUAGUGCUGAUUUAAUUCUAAUAAACUUAUCAACUUCAAAAAAAAAAA
Messenger RNA from Chiloscyllium plagiosum (whitespotted bambooshark), 2323 nucleotides. Its product is annotated as ras-related protein Rab-5C. NCBI's taxonomy places the organism in Eukaryota, Metazoa, Chordata, Chondrichthyes, Orectolobiformes, Hemiscylliidae. Gene Ontology annotation, molecular function: GTP binding; GTPase activity. The record is from RefSeq and is a predicted model, not a curated record.